AUGCCUAUACCAUAUCCAGCAGCCUGUGAUCUAGACCCUGGGAAAGUUGGAGACACUGACCUGAAGAGAAUUAUCACGAACCUCCUUGUGAUCUCCUUCAACUACUUGGACCUGGGGCGUGCUGCUCGAGCCCCGGACGGUUGUCUUAGAGGCGGCCGGCUAAGUGAGGCUCAAUGGGAGCAAGUGCUACGGCUUGAGAGUUUCCUUGAUGCUUGGUUUGAAAUCGGCAUCCUCACAGCCGAGACCAUGGGCAGGACAGCUGGAAAAAUAGAGGACCUGGAACGAGUUGUGUCUAGCCUUAGAGGUUGGAAACGAGACCAUCUAGGGGCAGAUACGGCUGGCCACCGCAAAAGUUGCGAGUGUGGAACCUUCAGAGGGCCGAAGAUCAGCACAUUCAAACAAGUGGAUGCUUCCAGACUGCAAUUCCGUGGCCGGCCUGAGUUCGACCCGAGACCAUAUCUAGAUUCCGCUACCGCAGCUAUUUACGAAGACCCUUUCAAACAUUCUGUCAGCCCUGAAAAGUUCGAGGGAGCAGUACCUCAUGUAAAAGUUCAUUGCAGCCGGAGCGAGCGCAUCAAGUUGUAUGAACUUCUGGAUUCGUCUGGGAGGAUUCAGCUUUUCCGCCCUGAGCAGGUGCGCGCUAAAUACACAAGUGGCGUCUUUGCUGUGCUUAAAUCGCUGAGCCUCGACAGACUUAUUCUCGAUUCUCGGCCUCACAAUCUUCUUGAAUCUCCGCCUGGGAAGUUCAUUCGCACUCUAGGAGCCGCUGACACUGUCUGUCGACUUCACCUCGAACCAGGAGAGUGGCUGUAUACUUCCACGAACGACAUUCGAGACUUCUACCAUCUGUUUCGAGUCGGCACUCAACGAUCAUGCAGAAACGCACUUGUAGGAACUGUCACCCCCGGCGAGGUGAAGCACUUCAAAUCGUUCCGCGACUCCUUCAGAAGCGAGGCGAAACUAUAUGCAGGUUUAUCUUGCUUGGCUAUGGGUGAUACCCAAGCGGUCGAGAUUGCGCAAACGUGCCAUGUUGGUUUGCUUUUUCAAAGUGGUCUUCUUCAUGAGCGAAAUUUACUUUGCAUGGGAGUCCCAGCGCCUCGAGAGCAAACCUGCACAGGAGUUGUGAUCGACGACCAUGUUGCUCUGAGCAUCGAAAGGCGGGGGCCCGACAGCGUGAAGUUUGCACCAACGGACGGCGCAAUCCUCGCUGACACUGCGCAGGAAAUCUACAAAGGAGUCAAUUUGAUUCCCCAUGAGGCCAAGGCUGUUCGUGAUUCUCUGCACGGUGAGUUUUGGGGUCUGCAAGUUGACGGCGGCAGUGGUUUGGUUCGGGGUUCUCUGAAGCGAGCCGUUCCGCUACUGAAGGUCAUCUUGGAUGUCCUCGAGCUUGGGAUUGUGACGGUGAACCUGCUCGAGAUCAUAGCAGGCGGGCUCAUCGCGUUGUUUGUGUAUAGGCGACGGCUUAUGUGUUUGCUGCAAACCAUCUUCAGCGAGAUCGCCCAGAGGAGUGAGAACACAGUUCUCAUGUUGGGCUUUGAAUUGAAAGAGGAGCUCGUCUUGUGCUGCUUACUCUUGACCAGUGCUGUGACAGACCUCAAAGCACAAUACAAUCCAAAUAUUUUCGCAUGCGAUGCAUCAGGUUGGGGCGAAGCUGUGGUCUUUUUGCAGACAUCGGAGCCUUUCGCUAAGGAGAUGUACCGCUUCAUGGUGCGCUACCCGAAGAUCUCGAGUUGCCCGGAGGCGGCGAAGCUCAAUACCGAGCUCAUGUCCGAGCAUUUCUUCGUUCAGAACGAUGCGGAAAACUACCUCGAAGAGCCACUCGAUGUUUGGUGGCCGGAGACAGUCAAGGAGAUUGAACGCGCUCUCCCGUACACCAUCGGGGGCGGCAUUUAUUCCGGUCUGGCCUACUCGCCCACGUCCAUCAACCCUUCGGACGGGCCGACCAGGGGGAGAGAUGUAGGCGAACCGAGCGAAGAGCUGCCCAGCUGGUAUGAACCGUUGCUUGCAGGAGAUGUUGGACCGCUGGAUAGUUUCCUCAACGACCAUGGCUGCGAUCCUCUUGAGCUUGCAGGAGUUCCGCCCCUGAGUGAACUUGUGCAUCCAGGCAAGGAGGAAGUGGCCCAUCGGAUAGCUGCCCAGCGGAGUGUUAGAACAAAGGGUCUGAAGCAAUUGCUUGCAAAGGUUUCGCCACAUGUGGUUUUCGACCGGCUGCGCGAAGCUGCUGGGCAUUGCCCAAGUGGAACUGAUGGCGAGGCUCGUCCAGGUGAUGUUUUUCCAGGUCCAUGCCGAGACCUAGCUUGUGGAAUCGGCACAGUCGUUUGGCCAGACGGUGUGGAGCGAAGCGAAUGUUUGAAGAAUCGAGGGUACUUGGACCUUUUCUCCGGAAUCGCGCCUUUGUCGGAGUGGGGGGUGGACCUGUCUGUGCGAGCUUUUCUCGAGCCAUUACCCCAGGAUGGAGAAGCAGCCAUGGUUUCCAUUGCCCUGAGUUGGCAGUGGCCGCGAUUCGGACUGCUCCUCCUCAUCGCCUUUUACGGGAUCAUGCGCAUAGGCGAGGUGUUGCAGCUUACUAGGGCCGAAUUGGUUCUGCCCUCAGACCUUCUUUCCGACAAGAUCGAUCAGCUUUAUGUCAAAGUAAGCGCGCCGAAGACACGGCUCCCUGCCACAGAAAAACUUUUCCCGUUGUGCGCUCAGAGCUUUCGGCGACGAUGGGACAGCAUUCUCCAGCAGCUACAAGUGCCGACCAGUUUGAAGAUUACUCCGGCAUCCGUGCGGGGAGGAGGAGCCGUGUUCGCCUAUCAGAGUGGCGUCGGAGUUGCAGACCUCGUCUGGCGCAUGAACUCGCUCUUUCUUGCUGCAGGCUUUUUCGUUGUGAUUCCAUUGGGCAGUCGCCUUCUCCAAGAGAUACCAAAACUUAUCAGUGGGCCGCGCACAGCUGCAAAAAAGUGCGCCGAGCCUCCGGACGUCAAUAUCCAGCAGGCAGAGGUGUUUGCCUCUCACACGCUGAACCGGGAUGUGUGGAGCGAUGACACUAUCAAAGACAUCAUCACAGGUUCCUUCCUGUUUUGGCAGCGGGAUGACAAAUCAGCUGAGGGUGACCAGUUCUGCCACCUUCACCAGUGCGGGCAUCAGCUGCCGCACAUCUGUGUCAUUGACCCUCGCACGGGAAGACGUGUCAAGAACUGGGAUGGCCGCAAAUGGGUCGAAUCCCAUGCCGCCGCCGAGUAUUUGUUCGGGUUCUUGGACCAAUUUUCCAUGUCCAGGUCACCGCCAUCCAUGUCACCAACAGCAAGUCCUGUCAUGCAUCCGAAGGCAUCACCUCCCGAUCCUUCCCAGAUUCGGCUCCAUGGCUUGGAUGACAUGGAGGUGGAGGGAGUGGAAGCCAAGGAGGAGCCUGUGCCGGUCCUGCCAGAAGAGCCGGCUGAGGGUGUUGAGCAUCUCAAGGUCUCUCUUCGUCUACCUUCCGGUCAGCGAGUUGCUAGACGAUUCCGGCCCGACGAUCAUCUAGAACAGAUGUUCGUGGUCGCAGCCGCUUUGACAGACAAGCCGACUGAAAAGGUGGACUUGGCAACACAGUUUCCCACGCGAUCGCUUCGAGAAAUCGAGGGCGGCCUCUCUAUAUCAAUAAAGGAAGCGAAGGUGGCCGGCAAUUUGUUGCUGGUGGUUUCGAAGAGUGCGCUGAGGAUUUGCGUUCCUGUGCCUCUUCCUGGAUGCGUGACCAGGCCAGACGGUGAAGCGGUCUCGGCGGUCGCGUCACGCCGACCUCGAAGCGGAACAGAACAAAGCAGUGAACAACACUGUAUGUCAGGCAUUGCCAGGUUGGCAGGCCCGUGUUAG
Messenger RNA from Symbiodinium sp. CCMP2592, 3834 nucleotides. Lineage: Eukaryota; Dinophyceae; Suessiales; Symbiodiniaceae. The record is from the annotation of a GenBank genome assembly.